Messenger RNA from Paramuricea clavata, 1242 nucleotides. NCBI's taxonomy places the organism in Eukaryota, Metazoa, Cnidaria, Anthozoa, Malacalcyonacea, Plexauridae. The record is from the annotation of a GenBank genome assembly.
AUGAUACAAACUGGUUUUUCGAACUAUUCUCAAGCAAUUAACACCAUAGUUUGGACAUUUGAAGAUCUCGGCUAUGAUGACGACUUGAAGGCAGCGAGCAAUGUUAAGACGGCAGUCGAGAAAUUGCCAACAUCGAUGACAUUGAAGUGGAACGAACACCUACUUCACAAUAAAGUAUCUCGCCCAACCCUCACGGUCCUUGCCAAAGGUUGCAAAAACAGGUGGAGGCACACAAACUGUUGCCAAUGAGGCAAACCGAAAUACAAGCCCCUGGGGAAAUGGAAUGGAUCGCAACAUGGUGAUGGCCCUGGGAAUUAUGUAAAUUGCCAGUUAACAACGAUGCGGUAACACCCACCCCUGCACAUUAGGGGAUGGUAAUCAUCCCACUUCCCGAUGCCCACAGUUUAUUGCAUUGAAUCCUGACAAUAGAGCUGAGAAGGUGAAAGAGACAAAACUGUGUUUUUGGUGCCUUUCCCCCGGUCACCGCUCCCAGAAUUGCCCCACCCCGAAGGAAUGCAACACUGGUGGCUGUAAGAAAAGGCAUCAUCCUUUGAUGCACGAUACAAAGCGUGUUUAUCAAACUUGUGGCUCCAAACAGCACGUUGGACUCACAUAUCAGCAAGCAUCCCAAGUCCUACUUCAAAUUCUCCCAGUAACCAUUCAUGGGCUGGUGGGCCUUCACAGAACUUAUGCCAUGUUGGACAUGGGUAGUGCGUGGACACUCAUUCAAGCUAGUGUUGCCAAUAAAGUUGGACUGACUGGACCCACUGAGCAAAUGAUCUUAAAUGGGGUUUAGCAGCAUAGUUGUAUUGCAUCAAUGAUUGUUGACUUUGGUGUUAGUUCUGUGGCUAAUCCCACCUACCCCUUUAUUGUUGCACAAGCUAGGAUGGUAGAAAGGCUGAACCUUCCGAAGAUAAGCAUCAACAUGUCGAAGGAGAAGAAUCGUUGGCCUCACUUAGCGAACCAGUAAAGGAUGUUGAUAUCAUGGUCUUGCAGGGUGCUGAUGUCUUUGACUUGAUUGUGCCUCUGGAAAUAAGAACCGGUUCAAAGGGAACUCCUAGAGCGGUACGCACUGCUCUCGGUUGGACUGCGACUUCUCGUCUCCCAGGGAGUAGUGACAUCAAUACGGUCACUGCCAUGAAAGUCCAUAUCACAACUCCUGAAGAAGACCUCACUCAUCAAGUCCAGCUGUGGUGGAAGAUUGAGUCAUUUGGGUGUAAAUAUGUGGAAGAAACCUCUUGA